This is a messenger RNA of Anthostomella pinea, 1714 nucleotides long. Lineage: Eukaryota; Fungi; Ascomycota; Sordariomycetes; Xylariales; Xylariaceae. The record is from the annotation of a GenBank genome assembly.
AUGGAGGGCACCGGCCAUGAUUCCGACAAGCCCGUCGGCGAAAAAGGCCACCACACAGCCGUCGGCCCGAACGUCGCCCAAACCGUCGCCGCCAGGGAGAAUGAAAAGGCACAGACCAAAGAUCAGACUGGCAAGCGGGAGAUCACCCAGGACGAGUGCGAGGGCGAGCUGGGCUUCGAUUUUCCCGAAUGGAAGAAAUGGUGGAUAUUGACAGUCAUCUUCUUGGUUCAGACGUCAAUGAACUUCAACACGUCCCUCUAUUCGAACGGUCUCGUCGGCAUUUCGGAACGCUUCAGCGUCAGCGAACAAGGCGCCCGCGUCGGCGCCGCCAUCUUCUUGAUCACGUACGCCUUCGGAUGCGAGCUAUGGGCACCUUGGUCCGAGGAGUUUGGGCGCAAGCCGAUCCUACAGCUCUCUCUCCUCUUCGUCAACAUCUUCACCCUUCCCGUCGUGUUGGCGCCCAAUUUUGGAUGUCUGCUGGCUGGUAGGGCCCUUGGGGGGCUGUCGACAGCCGGAGGCAGUGUCACACUUGGUAUGAUUGCCGACCUGUUCGAAAGCGACCGACAGCAAUACGCAGUGGCAUACAUUGUAUUUUCUUCUGUCGGCGGCUCAAUCCUGGGACCCAUCGUUGGAGGAUUUGUCGAGAUCAUGGACCCCGCGAGCGGUUGGAGAUGGUGUAUCUGGAUCCAGCUCAUCUUCGGCGGCGCUGUCCAGCUCCUGCACUUCUUCACUGUCCCCGAGACUCGCACGACCAUCAUGAUGAACAAAAUUGCCAAGAAGCGCAGAAAGACGGGCCAAGACCCCAAUGUCUAUGGCCCCGACGAGAUCGAAUCCUUCUUCUCCCGCUUCACGGUCAAGGAGCUGAUUUACACCUGGAUGCGACCUUUCCGCAUGUUCCUCACCGAGCCAAUCGUGCUCACGCUGUCUCUGCUCUCGGGAUUCUCCGACGCCCUGAUCUUCAUGCAGAUUCAGUCAAUCUCUCUCGUAUACAAGCAGUGGAAUUUCAACUCGUGGCAGAUUGGUUUGGCCUUUCUCCCGUUCGGAAUCGGCUAUGUCAUCGCCUGGCUCGCUUUCAUACCCGCCUUCAAACGCAACCAACGGCUACGAGAAUUGCACCCGGAGGACGAACAUGCUCAAUACGAGUCAAGAAUGUCUCUGCUUCUCUGGCUUGCGCCUUGCCUUCCCAUUGGGCUCAUCAUUUUCGCAUGGACGAGCAGUGGCCCGCCACUUCACUGGAUUGGCUCCAUGUUCGGCACCGCCCUCAUAGGCAUAGCCAACUACGCCAUUUACAUGGCCACGAUUGACUAUAUGAUCUGCGCAUACGGACCCUACUCGGCUUCUGCCACGGGCGGGAAUGGCUGGGCCAGAGACUUCCUUGCCGGUGUCCUCACCGUGCCCGCCACCCCCUUCUACUCCAACAUCGGCCGUGAGAAGGGCAUGAACCUAGAGUAUGCCUCCACCAUUCUGUUCUGCAUCUCAGCCGUGUUGGUUGCCGCUGUCUACGUCAUCUACUGGAAAGGUCCCGAGCUGCGAAAGCAAUCUCCAUUUGCACAGAGUCUUGCCAAAACCAGUGGCGAGGCCCAUGGUCGCCGCGUCAGUGUAGCAACGCACAGCACUGCCCCUGACCAGGAGCACGGUCAUGCUCAUGAGAGUGCACCUCGCCGCCCUGGUGGUGGCAUCGGCCCCACGUCGCGACGCAGCUCAUACAUGGCGA